This is a messenger RNA of Durio zibethinus, 2306 nucleotides long. Its product is annotated as sulfhydryl oxidase 2-like. Gene Ontology annotation, biological process: protein folding. Gene Ontology annotation, cellular component: Golgi membrane. The record is from RefSeq and is a predicted model, not a curated record. Lineage: Eukaryota; Viridiplantae; Streptophyta; Magnoliopsida; Malvales; Malvaceae. Gene Ontology annotation, molecular function: flavin-dependent sulfhydryl oxidase activity; protein disulfide isomerase activity.
GCACACAGCAUUAAUCGUCACUAUUUAAAAAAAAAAAUGUAAUUUUCACUCUUACCCUAUGCACCGGAAAUUUCCAGACCCACCCACCACCACUUCUCCUGACCCCCUAACUCCUAACUAAGAUCUCCAUACAUUUUUAAAUUUUUUUUUUUCAUUUCAAUUCCUUGAAGCCGUACAAAUAUAUAUUUAUACAAUCAGUUUUUCCUCUUUUCCUUUCCGAUGUCUCUUGUAUAUUGGAUUCUGAUUUUGAACGUUUGGAUCUUAAAAGCGACGUCGUUGCAAGCGGGAUCGCGGACGGUACUUCGAGAAAUUGGUAAUAACAACGGCGGCGGUAGUGAUCCGAAGGACUAUGCCCUCGAAUUGAACGUCACGAAUUUUGAUGGAGUUCUCAAGGAAACUCCCGCCACUUACGCCAUAGUCGAAUUCUUCGCUCACUGGUGCCCUGCUUGCAGAAAUUACAAGCCCCAUUAUGAAAAAGUUGCUAGGCUUUUUAAUGGACCUGAUUCCGUGCAUCCUGGUAUCAUAUUGAUGGCUAGAGUAGACUGUGCAUCAAAGAUAAACACCAAACUUUGUGAUAAGUUUUCUGUCGGUCACUAUCCUAUGCUGUUUUGGGGUCCUCCUACAAAGUUUUCUGCUGGCUGGGAGCCCAAGCAAGCAAAAAGUAAAUUACGUGUAAUUGAUGAUGGACGGACAGCUGAACGCUUGCUUAAUUGGAUCAAUAAGCAAAUAGGAAGUUCAUAUGGCUUGGAUGAUGAAAAAUUUGAAAAUGAGCAUCUUCCAUCCAAUAUAUCAGAUCCUGGACAGAUUGCUCGAGCCAUAUAUGAUGUGGAGGAGGCAACCACAACUGCCUUUGACAUCAUUUUAGAACACAAGAUGAUUAAAUCAGAAACUCGAGCUUCACUCAUAAAAUUCCUUCAGCUUUUAGUGGCUCAUCAUCCUUCCAGGAGGUGUCGAAAGGGAAGUGCAGAAGUACUCGUGAACUUCGAUGACUUGUGCCCAUUAGAUAUGUGGUCAUCUGAUGGACAUGAUGCUGCCACCAAUACCAUGAAAGGGGUGCUACAUAAUUUCCAGAUUUGUGGAAAGGAAGUUCCUCGUGGAUAUUGGAUGUUUUGUCGUGGCAGCAAGAACGAUACCAGGGGCUUUAGUUGUGGAUUGUGGGUUUUGAUGCAUUCACUCUCUGUGAGGAUUGAGGAUGGAGAGAGCCAGUUUGCAUUUACAUCUAUAUGUGAUUUUAUUCACAACUUCUUUAUCUGCGAGGAGUGCCGUCAACAUUUUUAUGAGAUGUGUUCAAGUGUUACUAGUCCUUUCAAGAAAGCCCGUGACUUUGCCCUUUGGUUGUGGAGUGCGCAUAAUGAAGUUAACGAGAGAUUAAUGAAGGAAGAAGCAUCUCUAAAAACUGGAGAUCCCAAGUUCCCAAAGAUGAUUUGGCCUCCAAAGCAGCUUUGUCCUUCAUGUUAUCGCUCCCAAGUUCCCAAAGAUAAAGGAAGCAGUCAGAUCGAUUGGGACCGGGAUGAAGUGUUCAAGUUUUUAGUCAGUUAUUAUGGAAAUGAACUUGUAUCUUUGUACAAAGAAAAGAGUCUUCUUGCUGAUGAUGGGACCAAUGGAACUCUGGAUGAUUUGGUGGCCUCAACAAACGCAGUUGUGGUGCCUGUGGGGGCUGCACUGGCUAUUGGUCUUGCUAGCUGUGCAUUCGGAGCACUUGCUUGCUACUGGCGUUCUCAGCAGAAGAAUCGGAAGUAUUACCACCAACUAUACUCUUUAAAGAACACAUGAUACUUACGCGGAUAUGAGUACUUCCAAAUAGGAUUAAAAAGCGUUGGAGUGAAAAGGGAUGAAAAAAGGGUGGGAGGAAAGAUGUGGAGAGAGAGGUUUUGAUAAUUAGGAUGUAUGUUUCUUAUUUGACUUCCUUCCACCAUUUAUCAGGCGAAGGAGAAGAUGGAAUUAAGAUUACUAAAACAACAAAAAAUCACACACAACCUUUAAGAUGCCCAGUCGGAUGACCUCAAGCUCCAAGUAGAACUCCAGAGUACAGCCCUAUACCAACUUGAGCUCCUAUUCUAAUCAGUUGUCUAUGAAGCUCAUCAUGAAAUUUAGUUUUGGUUUCGAUAGAUUUAGCAUAAGGUUGAUUUUGAGAAAGAAAUGUCUUACAUCUAUGUUCAUAACUUCCAUUCGCAUGUGGCAUGCUGCAUUGAAUACUUUGAAUGACUUUUGUGAAUUGUCUGAUUCAACUGUCGAUCAACUCCUUCAAUCGACCUGAUUUUGUUCUUGGGAUGAUAAACAGUAAAGAAUGAAAAGCUUUUUUUUUU